Molecule: messenger RNA, 453 nt
Organism: Phytophthora infestans T30-4
Lineage: Eukaryota; Oomycota; Peronosporomycetes; Peronosporales; Peronosporaceae
Exons: 3
Coding region: 1-453 (150 amino acids)
Source: RefSeq, a predicted model, not a curated record
AUGUCGUACAGACUGGGGCCACAGCGAAGACGGGAUAGAGACGUGGAGUACAUAGAUACUCUGGACGUGCUGCUGAUCCCCAUCAGCUUCGAGCAGACGUGCGACACGAUGUGGCAGUCCAUGAUUCGCUUGUAUCGACAGAGAGAGUGGCAUCACUACGACUCCGUACAUAUGAUAGUUCACUUUGUAAUGCGUAGAUAUGUAGAGAAAGAGCGGAUGGUUGUAGUGUGGCGAGCGUUGUCCGAGGGAGAAGGGGAGUUCACCGGCAUCCAUUCGGAUGAGACUGGGUGGUGUAUUGUGCGUCCUAAUAACUCGGAGGAACCGCUUUUACGGGUCGUCAUGCAGACCUUUGUGCGGUUUAUCCCAAUGGAUUUCGUUGUGACUUCAGUUGAAGAAGACGGCGCCGAGAUUGCCCGCAUGAUGGACUCUUUACUUCUUGAAGACAAUGAAUAA